Messenger RNA from Zophobas morio, 4567 nucleotides. Its product is annotated as VWFA and cache domain-containing protein 1. Gene Ontology annotation, molecular function: voltage-gated calcium channel activity. The record is from RefSeq and is a predicted model, not a curated record. The coding region runs from base 397 to 4041 and encodes 1214 amino acids. Lineage: Eukaryota; Metazoa; Arthropoda; Insecta; Coleoptera; Tenebrionidae. Gene Ontology annotation, cellular component: voltage-gated calcium channel complex. The transcript is spliced from 8 exons.
AACCCGACUAAAAAAUCCGUCUUCCUUUCAUAGCUCCACAUCAGUUAUGCAAAUUUGACGAAAUGGUCGUCGCUCCGACACAUUUUUCACGUUAACUUUGCCGAAAAACCAUCCACCUGAAGCCAAAUCCUCCCCGAAAUAUGCAUUUAGUGAAUUUCGUGCACCAAAGUUGUGGAAAUUGUGCAGUGAAGUGAACCAUCCGCCGUCAUCUUGUUUGUUUACUCUGCGAAGAGUGAAAAUCGGAAAAUAUGGAUAGAUAAUACACAAUCCGGUAUUUCAAAAGCACGGAAUGAAGAUGGGAUGAAGAAAUUCUAAAUUUAACACCAUGAAAAUUGCCUUAUUAACGAAAUUUCUUGUUGUGUUGCUGUUGUGAGUCCAUAACCAAAAACCUCAAUAAUGAGUAAAAGCAUUUUUGGAUAUAGUAACAUAUUGAAGUGUUUUGUUUUAAUUAUAACGUUAAUUCCAUUUAGUGUUGUUACGAAUACAUUGAACGAUGUAUGGAUUAGAAGUAUUACGAAAGAAUUAAGCGACGAUUUAGCGGUGAUUAAGAACGAAGAGUUGGGGAUUGGCUAUGUUAAGAAAUUGUACACAACGUUCAAGUACACGUCCACGGUAAUCGAUGCUAACAAAACUGUGAACGAAAUUGCGCACAAAUUGGAAGAGAAAAUAGACGACAUAUUUUCAGCGCUGGUACGCGCUAAAGUGGCUAUCGAGAACAUGCAAACUUUGGAUAAUACCACGAAAACGAGCUCCGUCGUCUUGCCUUGUCUACAAAAUAGAAAUAAUGAUACAACACAGAAAAAUUCUAAAGUUUGUGAUAGUUCAGAUGAGCAUGAGAAAGACCACUUGAAACUGGAUUAUAUUUUGCAUAAGUUGAAGUCAAAAAUGAUGGUUAUGAAGAGUGGUAUCAAGCAACAAUAUUUUAUUUCGUCUUCCGACUUGGACUCAAAUUUGUAUUCGCCGUUUGUGGACUGUGGAAAAAUUGACCACAUGCUGUUGUGGAAUAAUUACAUGGCACGGAAUAAUUAUGUUCCUAAAAAUGUAGUGCUGCUCCUGGAUCACGGAGGGUCUCUCAGUAGGAGACACUUUGCCAUUGUUACCACCAUUGCGAAACGAAUUAUCGAAAGUCUGACUGAACAAGACAAAAUUGCCGUUCUUGCCAUAUCGAACGACUGGAUAUCUCCUCAAUUAAACGAAGAAUGUCUAAUGCCAAACCAAGUUCCUCCAGUAGUUAGUGAUGUUCCGAAGUUUACCUCAGUCGAUCCUUCCAAAAAGAAACUCUUGUACAAAUUUAUCGACGGAAUGUACAAAGGACGUGGUGCCACAAACCACUCGUUAGGCCUUCAGAAAGCUUUAAGUGUUAUAGAGAAAAGCCAAAUACAAAAUGAAACUGUGAUGAUUUUAUACGUUAGUCGCGGAUUGUUGUCUUCUUUGACCGAAGCUAAAGUCGUGUUGGAGGCGAUUCAAGAGGCUUCCGAGAAUAUCACGUGCCAGUUCGUCAUUAACACGUGCGCGGUGAUCGAUGAUAGUAGACCGACGAUCUACGAGACGCAAUUUUUGGAAGACAUAGCGUUGCAAAAUUACAACAAAUAUAAUAUUUCGUUUUCCGGGAGUGCUGUAAGUGGGGCGAUGAUCGCUGUUAAUUCGUCGGACGCCGUAGAGUUUGCCCUUAACCGAUUUUACGCUGUAUUUAACGCAAAUUUUUCGUUUGAUUUAGAAAAGAAAAUGUCGCUGCUUUUGUGGGAUAAAAAUUCUAAAGAUUUAACCGUUUCGUUUUCAAUUGGUUGCUUAAGUGAUAACCAGUUUGGAGUGUUGGGGGUUGACAUAUACUUUGCCAGUUUAGUCGAAAAUCUUAUUUAUUUUAGUAGUAAACAAAAAAACUACUAUGCAUUUUUAACAGACAUGGAAGGACGCGUGAUCGUGCACCCAAAAUUCGCGUCUCUGAGCACUGUGAAACAGCGGCUUCAGUUCUUAGACAUAUCAUACUUUGAAAAAGUACCUCUUUUUCACAUGGUGAAGAACCGGCUUUUGACUGAGCCAGAAGGGGUUCAAAUGACGAAACAAUUUGGUUUGCCUAUAAAAUGGUCGUGGAAGAGGGUGGGGAAGUGGUACGUGGUUUGUUUAGUAACACGUGAUGCUCCGUUAGCCGUGAGACCGUACGCGGUUAAAUGGCCCCUUAACUCUUCGGAUUCCUACAGUAUUAAACUCGUUUACCAAAGCCUGCAGCAUUCGGAAAAUUCGAAACUGUGCCGGCACUUGAAUCAAGUGGCGACUUUAGAUGCCGGCUCCCUGUACCUCAGCGCAGCCUGCUUCCAAUCCCCCGCCUCCCUCCAAGACAUGAACAACACCACCUCCCUCCAAAUUUUCAUGGCAUACCUCCAAGACAACACCCGCCUACUAAAAAACCCGGGCUUGAAAGAAGAAAUCAAAGACGAAGUGGCCGCCCUCGCCAACAUCUUAAACUUCCUGCGAACCCAACACUUGCUAAAAUCGAAGUACAUAGUCCGUCGGUACGUAACUUCCUACAACGGCGUACUCCAGAUGUUCCCCGGCACCAUUCUCAACCAAGGCCUGGACCCCACCGUCAGACCCUGGUUCGGCCAAGCCGUCGAACACAAAUCACAACUGGUGAUGACCCCGCCCUACUUAGACGAAGGCGGCGCCGGCUACAUAGUCACCGUAGCAUACGCAACCUCGAACGUAGUGGUAGCGUUGGACGUAACGUACGGGUACAUUUUUAGACUGCUCUUAAAACGAAUGCCGUUUUGUUUGUCCACGAACAUCACGUGUUUUUUGAUGGACGACAGAGGGUACUUGAUCUACCACCCGAACUUGAUCGACCCGAACGGGCACGGGCCGGUCGAGAAACAGCACAUAGUCCAUAAAGAGUCGCUGCUUGCUAACGAUAUCUUAAGCCGGAAGUUGUUUAUUGAGAAAGUGUUGUGUAAUAGUUAUGGGGGUGGUACCGUCCAGAGGUACUACAAGCUAAAUACUAGUUACAGCGACGUGUUGGUUAGCUCCAUACAGAGCGAGCAGUGUGUUAGUUACCAUAUAGCUGCAUUACGUAACAGUAACGUGUUCAUCGGGAUAGUUAACGCCACGUGUAACGUCGUAGUUACGUUCUGUCCGUGUAGUAUAGUCGAUCGGUUAUGUCUGAAUUGUAACCGCAUGGAGCAAAAGGAGUGUGAAUGUCCGUGUGAAUGUCCGUUGGAACAGAGUCGCUGUACGGAUUUCGAUAACAGUAACAACCCGACUUGCAAUUGGUUUCCGGAGCACGUUUCUUCGACGGCGCGUUUUCACGAAGAUGCGACUAACGAUAUGAAAUCGUGUUUUCCGACGACUUGUAACGAGGAAAAAAGCCACUAUCGGUGUCUUGGUAUGACGGGGUGUGAAUGGUGUCGGUUUGACGUUGAUGGGACACCUUUGGAUAACCCGUUUUGUGGUUACAUGACUACUUGUUUUAACGGAAUGGUCGGAUCGGUUACCCCGUAUCGUAAUUUACACGAUUUAGAAAAUCCAGAAGAGUCCUACAAUGUGCCUAUUAGUGUUAUUACUUUGUUCGUUUUCGGGACUCUUCUCUUCGUGUGUAUGUUCUACAUAUAUCAUAGAUCAUCCUCGGCACAAACCACCGAAAGGUUGUAUCUUUCGUCCACUCAAGAUAACCACUUAAGAAUGAGCGAUCUCAACUUGAGCGAUAAUUUCCACGUGCUGGGUAACCACAGGGAUAAGUUACUACAGGAUGACAAACCCAACCCGAUUUCACCCUAUUGUGUGUCCAGUAAUUACAAAAGGACGACUCUGGCGGCUGAUUCUGAUCAUGGUUAUUCGACUAUGACGCAGCACGACGAAUCCGAGCAUAUGUCACUAGCGCCGGUUGAGCUAGACUCCCUGGAGGACGACUUAGGCUCAGAUAGCAUAUCCAUCCAUACGAGCGUGUCCGGAAAACCCCGAGGACCCGAAUCCACCCAGUUCACUUGCCUCCCCAGAAACAAAUGCAUCGUUGUACCAGUGACAGUCCACAGAAACAUGGAAACGACGUAACGUUUACUUAAUUACGUAGUUUUAAAAUUGUAUAUUGUGUCCAUAUUUAAACUUAGUGACAGUUCAGUCUCGCUUGUUAUUAUCGCGCAGAUUUGCAUUUAUAUUAUGUAUUAUUUCGACUUAACUGUAAAUUUGUGUAUUUGUAAAUUUAUUUAUUGUUUUAGAUAAUUCGAUUUUUUAGCCGCUCGAUACAGAUGGUGGAUUGCAUUUAUUGACGCAACUACGAAUUUCUUGAACUUGAUUUUUCUAUUCGCAGUUGCAAGACUGAUUUGUAAAUCGUUGUCAAAAAUUGACUAAAACUGCCAUUUUUGAUAGAUUCUACUGUCUUAAAUUGUACUUAAGAGUUGAGCUUUUUUUACAUGGCAGCACGUGUUUUUAUUGUAAGUUGAAAAUUAUUUUUUUAUUAGCUAGGUUUUAGGUCUUUAUGGUGCAAUACUACCGAAAACUAGCGAACUUAUGCAUACAUAAAAAUGUACCUGUUUAAUAGUGUUGUGUACUUUUUUUAGAAAAUAAAAUAUUGAUCUUU